AUGAGUCCCUUCUUUGUGAUGUCUCUCCUCCUUGGCCUGAUUUUUGGACAAACAGCAUCACUCUGUGCUCCUUCUGAGUACACAAUCCAUGUGGAGAAAAGGGAAUGUGCCUAUUGCCUGGCCAUCAACACCACCAUCUGCGCUGGAUUCUGCAUGACUCGGGACAGCAAUGGCAAGAAGCUGCUCCUCAGGAGUGCUCUGUCCCAGAACGUGUGCACCUACAAAGAGAUGCUGUACCGGACAGCGCUGAUCCCAGGCUGCCCUCACCACACCAUCCCCUACUACUCCUACCCCGUGGCUGUGAGCUGCAAGUGUGGCAAGUGCAACACUGACUACAGUGACUGUGUCCGUGAGAGGGUCAGGACAAACUACUGCACUAAGCCACAGAAGCUCUGUAACCUGUAA
Messenger RNA from Cinclus cinclus, 405 nucleotides. RefSeq names its product thyroid stimulating hormone subunit beta (gene TSHB). Gene Ontology annotation, molecular function: hormone activity. The transcript has 2 exons. The record is from RefSeq and is a predicted model, not a curated record. The coding region runs from base 1 to 405 and encodes 134 amino acids. Gene Ontology annotation, biological process: G protein-coupled receptor signaling pathway. Gene Ontology annotation, cellular component: extracellular region; cytoplasm. Lineage: Eukaryota; Metazoa; Chordata; Aves; Passeriformes; Cinclidae.